This is a messenger RNA of Aspergillus niger, 1857 nucleotides long. RefSeq lists its product as uncharacterized. The record is from RefSeq and is a predicted model, not a curated record. The transcript is spliced from 2 exons. Bases 1 to 1857 code for a protein of 618 amino acids. Lineage: Eukaryota; Fungi; Ascomycota; Eurotiomycetes; Eurotiales; Aspergillaceae. Gene Ontology annotation, molecular function: phosphatase activity.
AUGGGCAAGCCGCGGAUGAUCAUCUUGAUCCGCCAUGCCCAAUCAGAAGGAAACAAGAACCGAGAAAUCCAUCAGACUAUCCCCGAUCACCGAGUGAAACUCACCCCCGAAGGACACCGUCAGGCGCAGGAAGCUGGCUCCCGUCUGCGUACACUCCUCCGACCAGAUGAUACCAUUCAUUUCUUCACCUCCCCGUACCGUCGCACCCGAGAGACCACAGAGGGUAUUCUGCAGUCCCUGUCCUUAGAUUCACCGGCCCCGUCCCCUUUCCCAAGACACACCAUCAAGGUCUACGAAGAACCACGGCUGCGGGAGCAAGAUUUUGGGAACUUCCAGCCAUGUUCAGCCGAGAUGGAGCGUAUGUGGCUCGAAAGGGCAGACUAUGGUCACUUCUUCUACCGAAUCCCCAACGGUGAAUCUGCUGCGGACGCCUACGACCGCGUCAGUGGGUUCAACGAGUCGCUGUGGCGUUUGUUUGGAGAGGACGACUUCGCCAGUGUCUGCGUGCUCGUCACGCAUGGCUUGAUGACUCGUGUCUUCCUCAUGAAGUGGUAUCAUUGGAGUGUGGAAUACUUCGAAGAUCUCCGCAACAUCAACCACUGCGAGUUCGUCAUCCUGAAACUCAACCCAGACAACGGGAAAUACGUUCUCCAGAACCAACUACGUACAUGGUCUGAUCUGCGGAGGGAGAAAGAAGAAGAGCGGCAGCGUGAGCGGGCAGCCAAGGGUUUGGAUCCGGUGCAGCCAGCACCAGCAGAGACGUCCGUCCCUAUCCGUCGCAAAUGGGGUGGCUGUCCUGAUGGAUGUAAUCACGGGGUCCGAAGACGAAGCUCUCUACGUGUACCCCGUGGACACAACACAGAUCAUCCAAAGCAUCAGCAUGAUCCUCAGUCGAAGGAGACAACAACACACAGCGCCACUCACAACCACAGAUCUCACGGAAACCAAAACGGCCACCCAAGACCAGUCCCGGCUGUAACGGGGACAAGUACUCCGGUUGACCAGCACAUGCUCAGAGCCCCGGAGCCAGCUUUGGGAGAUCGUUCCAUCGACGCAAGGCCUCUUGGAAGGACCUUGCCUUCCCCGGCUCAGCAGUACGAGUUCGAAGGUGUUCAGCUAGAAACCACGUCCACCUCUCAAGCAACUUUCCCAACACCCAACGCUUCCACUAGCACUAUCAGUCACCUGGGCCAACCCAUUCCGAACCCAAACCCGAUACCCCGCCGCCCUGGCCUCGCCCACCUUCACCGUGACAGCGAGGACCACCUCCUCCAUCCCCCAAACUGCAACUAUGCUUACAUCCACCUCGUCGGCCGUGACGGCGGCGGUUCCAUGAGCGGCGCAAAUAGCCUAGCCCCGUCGGAGGACGAGCGCGACGAGAAGCUCCGCCCCAACAUGCACGCUUAUACCCACAGUCAUAGACAAACUCACUCUCGCCCCAAACCGACUUCCUCUACCCAUCAGAUUAGACCAUCUCAAGACCUAGAUAACGACGGCGAUGACGAAAGCAGUUCCAAGCAGGCUGCGCGACCACGACGUACCCGAUCCCACAGCCAUCAUGCCCGGAACCCUCCGGGCCUGGCACACCAAACCCUUAGCAAGCAAGUCGCCAACGCCCUCAGCCAGGAUCGAGCAGGCCAAGACAGAUCAGAUGAUGAGCCUCUCCCCACAGCUCCUCCGAGUUCGAAGGCCGAGAACCAGCCAGUGGACGCACACAACCGUGAAGACGAUCAAUACGAUGAUCAUGAACACUAUCAUCACCACGGCGACGACGAAGAGGACGACUACAACGAAGAAGACGCCUCUUUCGAAGCUGAAAGGAAACACGACCAAGGCAUCAGAGGUAGUGUAUACUAG